AUGCGUACUCCAAUUGCUAUCGCGCUUGCAUGCAUUGCUGCUGCAACCAUCUCUGUUGAGGCACUUCCUGCCAAUUGCUCAAAGACGUACAAAGUCGUUGCUGGAGAUACCUGUAAUAAGGUUGCCACCAAGGCUGGUAUCUCGGUCGCCACCUUGACUUCAUUGAACAGCCAAAUUAAUUCCAAAUGUAGCAAUUUGAAAGUUGCUGAGAAAUUGUGUUUAGGCACCACUAAAUCUACUACCGUCAAGAAGAAGACUACUACCAAGAAGAAGACUACUACCAAGAAGAAGACCACCACCAAGAAAACCACUAAAAAGACCACCACUAAAAAGACCACCACCAAGAAGGCAACUACUACCAAGAAGGCUACCGCUAUUACUACCACCAAGAAGCCUUCUACCACCACCACUACCACCAAGAAGCCUUCCACCUCCACCACUACCUCUGCUGCUCCUACUGCUACCAGCGAUCUCGUUUACAACUACGGAUUGACCGCUCAAGUGAGCAGCAAGACUGAUUUCUGUCUCUUCUUGCCUUCCACUCCUGGUGGAAAGGGAGACAACAAUGGCAAGGUAGAUGAUGAUGCCAUCUCCAAGUCUGAAAAGAGCGCUGUUCCCUUUUGUUUAAAGAACAGUGCUAAUGCACCUGGUGCUCGUACUUUGCCCGUUACCUUUAUCAAGACCUCCUACUACUUCCAGAACACCACUGCUGGCUAUGUCCAAGUUACUGGUUCAUUCAAUCCUGCUGCAUGGGAACUCUCCACUAAGGAUGGCGGUGGACAAUACGAUAACCACGGUGCUGGAUCUCCCCCCAACUCCAUGUGCUAUGGUUACAGAUACUAUGUCAAUUUGAUUGAACCUGAUGGCGGACAUUACUGUAUGAGAUGUUGUGAUCAUUACGCUGAUUGUAAUGCCGGUAGAAGUACCUAUGGCUGCAAGCGUGUUGUUGAUAACGGCGUGUAUCUUUAA
This is a messenger RNA of Mucor velutinosus, 969 nucleotides long. Its product is annotated as ATP-dependent DNA helicase Snf21. Bases 1 to 969 code for a protein of 322 amino acids. The record is from RefSeq and is a predicted model, not a curated record. NCBI's taxonomy places the organism in Eukaryota, Fungi, Mucoromycota, Mucoromycetes, Mucorales, Mucoraceae. The transcript is spliced from 3 exons.